AUGCUAUCGAGUCCAUUGAACAUCCCAAAAUGGCUGGAGGAGAAUUCCCAUCUACUCAAGCCACCAAUCAAUAAUUACUGUGUCUAUAAAGAUGACGUGACUGUAAUGAUUGUCGGUGGACCAAACGCUCGAUCAGACUACCACAUUAACGAGACGGCCGAAUGGUUCUACCAAUACCGGGGCUCGAUGCUCCUGAAAGUCGUAGACGACGGCAACUUCCGAGAUAUUCCAAUCCACGAGGGCGAGAUGUUCUUGCUGCCUCCCAACACGCCACACAACCCAGUGCGAUUCGCAGAUACAGUUGGCAUCGUGCUAGAGCAGCCCAGGCCAGCAGAAAGCAAGGAUCGGCUGAGGUGGUACUGCCAGAAUUGUGGAGAUAUUGUGAACGAGGAAGCGUUCCAUUGUACAGAUCUUGGGACUCAGAUCAAGGAGGCAGUGAAUGGGUUCAAGGCCUCGGAUGAAAAGAGGAAGUGCAAGAAGUGUGGAGAGCUGGCUGAUUUGGUGCCACGGGGCGUCGUGCAACCAUAG
This is a messenger RNA of Letharia columbiana, 528 nucleotides long. RefSeq lists its product as uncharacterized. Lineage: Eukaryota; Fungi; Ascomycota; Lecanoromycetes; Lecanorales; Parmeliaceae. The record is from RefSeq and is a predicted model, not a curated record. Gene Ontology annotation, biological process: 'de novo' NAD+ biosynthetic process from L-tryptophan; quinolinate metabolic process. Gene Ontology annotation, molecular function: iron ion binding; 3-hydroxyanthranilate 3,4-dioxygenase activity. Gene Ontology annotation, cellular component: cytoplasm. The transcript has 3 exons. Bases 1 to 528 code for a protein of 175 amino acids.